CUGGUGGGGAUGCUGCGGGAUGUGGCGUGCGGCAUGCGGCACCUGUCCCGCGUGGGCUACGUGCACCGGGACCUGGCCGCCCGCAACGUGCUCGUCAGCGGCGAGCUCACGUGCAAAGUGUCCGACUUCGGACUCUCGCGGAUGCUUCUGCCGGACGACCACUCCGACGCGGUGUACACCACCCGGGAGAUCCGAGGGCGAAAUCAAAUUGUAAAUGUUCCCCAGGGGGGGAAGAUCCCCAUCCGCUGGACCGCCCCGGAGGCGAUUUCCCAGCUCAGGUUCACGUCGGCAAGCGACGUGUGGAGCUACGGCGUCGUCAUGUGGGAGGUGAUGACACACGGCGAGCGGCCAUACUGGGACAUGAGCAACCGGGACGUGAUGGAGGCAGUGGAAGGUGGCUGGCGACUGCCACGUCCCAUGGGAUGUCCCAUGUGUCUCCACCGCCUCAUGCUGAGCUACUGGCACGCGGAGAGCUCCUGUCGACCCUCGUUCAGCCAGCUCGUCACCGCCAUCACCGACGCCCCGCCCAGCACGGCCAGUUUCUCGUCCGCGGUGGCGGUGGCCUCCACACUCCGCGGCGACUUCUCAACGCCGCGAACGCCGACAACGCCGCCACCUCCUCCCACUGCGUCUUAG
Molecule: messenger RNA, 636 nt
Organism: Lethenteron reissneri (Far Eastern brook lamprey)
Lineage: Eukaryota; Metazoa; Chordata; Hyperoartia; Petromyzontiformes; Petromyzontidae
Product: ephrin type-A receptor 4a-like
Biological process (GO): multicellular organism development; cell surface receptor protein tyrosine kinase signaling pathway; protein phosphorylation
Cellular component (GO): signaling receptor complex; plasma membrane
Molecular function (GO): transmembrane receptor protein tyrosine kinase activity; ATP binding
Source: RefSeq, a predicted model, not a curated record